UAUUUUGAGUGGGUGACGCCAGUGGACGAGAGUUUCCGAGUCCACGAGGCAAGAAAAGCCAAACUUCCUGCGCGCCUCGGGGCGGGAGCCGCGUCAUCGCCUCCUCUCCCGUUCACAUUUUCCUCCAGGAUCGUGAUACGUGGCUGUUUGGGAACGCUCGCGGAUCCCUGCCCUCCGCUGCUGCUGGGAGUAUGGACAAACUCUGCAGCGCACGCCUGCAUAUUUCAAUCCGGCCUGGAUGGCAGGGACACACCGGUGCAAAGACUGCCGAAAGCAUUACUGGUUGGAAGUGCUCUUUGGACCGUGGGACGGAUGAAAGGUGGAAGCUGUACUAAGCCCAGCUGGGCUUUAGCUGCUCUGUUUAUCCCAGCUGCCCUGCUGAUGCUGACCUCCAGAGGAGCAUCAAGCAGCCAGAAGAUGACACAAACAGUCAUGGCUCAUGCGACAGCCACAGCUGCAGGACCAGGCCACAGCCUGACAGAUGACCUCCCAGGCCUCCAGGCAGUAGCAGACUUCUUAGCCAGCGAACAAGCGCAUGUCUGGCUCUUGUCACUGGUGGGCUCUGUUGCUGUAGGACUCAGUGGGAUUUUCCCCCUGCUUGUCAUUCCCAUUGAAGCUGGAGCAGCCCUCAAAACAGAAGCUGGAUGUCAGAAGCUAAAGCAGCUCCUGAGUUUUGCUAUUGGUGGUCUCCUUGGAGAUGUUUUCCUUCACCUCCUUCCUGAGGCGUGGGCUCUCUCUGGCAGUUCAGUGGGCAAACAGAACCACUGUGUGACCCAGGGACUGUGGGUGAUUGCUGGCCUGGUGGCCUUCCUCCUUCUGGAGAAAAUGUUUCCCGACCAGGACGUCCACCCAGAUCCCAGAACCCAGAUUUCCAAAUCAGACCUGAAUUUUAACUCUGCUACACACUCAAAUUCAGUUUUCAGUGGAAAGGCAGCAAUAGAAAGAAAUGGGCACCAUGCUGAGUCAUGGAAAUCCUCCAAGCCACAGAGUCUGCAGGAAAGAUCAGAGAAAAUCAAGACAAGCGGAUAUCUGAACCUCCUGGCCAACUGCAUUGACAACUUCACACAUGGACUGGCAGUAGCAGGAAGUUUCCUGGUUAGCAAAAAGGUUGGGUUCCUCACCACCUUUGCUAUACUGCUACAUGAGAUUCCCCAUGAGGUGGGAGACUUUGCCAUUCUGCUGAGGGCCGGCUUUGACAGGUGGAGUGCUGCCCGCAUGCAGCUGUUGACGGCGCUGGUCGGGGUCUUGGGGGCUACCUUCGCCAUGUGCACUCAGUCACCACACGGAGCAGAACACGCCACUUCCUGGAUAUUGCCCUUCACGUCUGGAGGCUUCCUCUACAUUGCUUUGGUGAAUGUGGUUCCCGACCUGCUGGAGGAGUCCAGUUUCAGGCAUUCCCUUCUGCAGAUCCUUCUCAUUUUCUGUGGAGUGGCUGUCAUGGCUCUGCUCUCUGCCAUUGUUGGUUGAAAAGCCCAAUCUCGCCUUACCAGACACUGGAGCUCCGCACAGGAUGUGCUCUGACAACCUAUUCCAGAAAACAUUAUUGUUACGCCUCAAUCAUAUCAUCAGCACCAUCAUGUUACACCAAAGCAAAGUCUCUUACAAAAGAACGGCACUUUAUGGAUGGAUGGCUGAAAGGAAGACGUUCUUGGUCUGCCAACAGCACAUCCUUUUGGACACUUUAAAAUGUGCCAGACUUAAAUAUCAAGGGAUAUGGAUAUGUGUUACCAAAAUGUCUGUUAUAUUGUGGAUCAGACAAUCUUGUUUUUAUGUACAGUGCUUUUACACGGGUACAUCUGAUGUAUCUGCACAAUGGAAGGACCUCCUUCAAUAUCUAUGACACUAAAUUGUUUAAACAUUGUAUGUAUUGUUGCUGUUUUGCAACUUCAAUUUCUGAUGUAGCUGCUUUGUAUUUAUUGAAACACAGUUUGAUUAGACGUGCACCACCACCACUCCACCUCUGGGCUUGUUAAAUAUAAAGGGCAUAAAAAUCUGGAUCGUCUGUUACUCAUGACUCUGCACCAAAGUACACGUUUUUGUUUUAUAUCACAGUCUGCAUAUGUUGAGCACAGGUUGGUAACACAAGGCUCUGCUUUACCAUAUAAUCAAUAUCUGUAGAAAGGGUUGGUACUGUUAGUUAAUAGUUUCAUGAACUCUGACAUUAAUUGGGAAACUCCUCAAAGAUCGUAAUUCAUACAGGUUUAUUUAUAUUAUGUGACUCAGAUCUUGUUCAGUGUUUUUCCUCUCUUAAAUAAAGUUUUAAACAUCUAAA
Messenger RNA from Betta splendens (Siamese fighting fish), 2272 nucleotides. It is a transcript of the gene slc39a13, whose product is annotated as solute carrier family 39 member 13. Bases 313 to 1467 code for a protein of 384 amino acids. Gene Ontology annotation, cellular component: membrane. Gene Ontology annotation, biological process: zinc ion transmembrane transport; intracellular zinc ion homeostasis. The transcript has 10 exons. Lineage: Eukaryota; Metazoa; Chordata; Actinopteri; Anabantiformes; Osphronemidae. The record is from RefSeq and is a predicted model, not a curated record. Gene Ontology annotation, molecular function: zinc ion transmembrane transporter activity.